Molecule: messenger RNA, 3076 nt
Organism: Apodemus sylvaticus (European woodmouse)
Lineage: Eukaryota; Metazoa; Chordata; Mammalia; Rodentia; Muridae
Product: NACHT, LRR and PYD domains-containing protein 5-like
Exons: 10
Coding region: 1-3054 (1017 amino acids)
Biological process (GO): regulation of inflammatory response
Cellular component (GO): nucleus; subcortical maternal complex; cytosol
Molecular function (GO): protein binding
Source: RefSeq, a predicted model, not a curated record
AUGGUUAUUUACAGAGGCAUGGGCACCUUACCAGUGGAUACACCACUGAAGAAAGUCUCAUUUCCCCAUCAACUAUUAACUGCCCACAGAUCCUCAGGCAGUAGCCGGACCUCAUGUAGUCCAGGCUUGCCUCAUACUCUCUAUGUAGUUGAGGGUAACCUACAAGACUACAAGGCUCACAUGAUAGCUAAAUUUGACAGAAGUGUGGAUCUACGCUAUGACAGCCCAGAGAUGAAAGUAUUGUCUGAUGCUUUUAAACUACAACGGGAAACCUUCAGGCCUCACACCAUUAUCCUACAUGGACGACCAGGAGUUGGGAAGUCAGCUUUGGCCAGGAGUAUUGUUCUGGGAUGGGCACAUGGUAAACUUUACCAAGACAUGUCCUAUGUCUUCCUCUUCUCUAGUAGAGAAAGAAAGUGGACAGAGAAGGGCAGUUUGGCACAGCUGAUUGCCAAGGGGUGGCCAGACUCCUGGGCUCCAGUGACAAAGAUUAUGUCCCACCCAGAAAGACUCCUGUUUGUCAUAGAUGGUUUGGAUGAUGUGCACACUGUCCUCCAACUUGACAAUAUGACACCCUGCAGAGACUGGAAGGAUGAACAGCCCAUAUACAUCCUAAUGUACAGCCUCUUGACGAAGGCCCUCCUACCCCAGUCCUUUCUCAUCAUUACCAGCAGAAACACUGGCUUAGAAAAGCUCAAGUCGAUGGCGGUGUCCCCCCUCUAUAUACUGGUUGAAGGACUAACUGCAUCAAGGAGAUCUCAGCUGAUCCUCGAGAACAUCUCCGAUGACUCUCAGAGAAUGCAAGUCUUCCAUUCAGUGAUAGAGAAUCACCAGCUAUUUGACCAAUGCCAGGCACCCUCUGUGUGCUCACUGGUCUGUGAAGCUCUACAGCUGCAGAAGGAGCUGGGAAACAGAUGCACUCUACCUUGCCAAACUCUCACUGGUUUGUAUGCCCCACUAGUGUUCCAUAAGCUCACCUUGAGAAGGCCUUCCCAGGGUGCACUCAGUCAGGAAGAGCAAAUUACCCUCGUGGGUUUGUGCAGGAUGGCCGCUGAGGGAGUGUGGACCAUGAGGUCAGUGUUCUAUGAUGAUGACCUGAAGACCUACAGCCUAAAGGAGUCUGAGAUCUCGGCCCUCUUUCACAUGAACAUCCUUCUCCAGGAUGGCCACAGCAGUGAGAAGUGUUAUAUUUUCUUCCACAUCAGCCUGCAGGAUUUCUUUGCUGCCCUAUAUUAUGUUUUAGAAAGGCUGGGGAAAUGGAAUCAGCAUUUUUCUUUUAUUAAAAUCCAAAUGAGCAUCACGGAGGUGAUGAGAUCCGAUAUUACUCGCCUCCUAGGGAUGAGACGUUUCUUAUUUGGCCUCAUGAACAAGGAUAUAUUGAAGACUCUCGAGGUUCUGUUUGAAUGUCCCGUAACCCCAACCAUUAAGCAGAAGCUGGGGCACUGGAUCUCUCUGAUAGGUCAGCAGGUCAAAGACACCAGCCCAGUGGACAUGCUGGAUGCCUUCUACUCUCUCUUUGAGUCUCAGGAUGAAGAGUUUGUUCACAUGGCUCUCAAUGGCUUUCAAAAAGUAUGGCUUCUGGUUAACCAGAAGAUGGACUUGAUUGUAUCUUCCUACUGUCUCCAGCACUGUCAUAACUUGAAGGCAAUCCGGGUGGAUAUCAGAGACCUCUUAUCAUUGGAUAAUACUCUUGAGCUGUGCCCUGUUGUUUCUCUCUCGGAACACAGGACUCAGAGUAAGCCCCUCCUCAUAGAGUGGUGGGGAAACUUCUGCUCUGUGCUGAGCACCCACCCUAGGUUGAAGGAGCUGGACUUUGGCGACAGCGUCUUGGGCAGACGGGCCAUGAAUGUACUCUGCCUCAAGCUGAGGAAUCCUUCCUGCAGUAUAGAGAAGCUGACGUUUAAGAGUACAGAGAUCGUGUCUGGCCUGAAAUAUCUAUGGAAGCUCCUUGUUAGCAAUAAGAACUUAAAGUACCUCAAUCUGGGGAACACUCCCAUGAGGGAUGAUACCAUGAAGUCAGCCUGUAACGCGCUGAAACACCCAAGAUGCUCCCUGGAGACUCUGAGGUUGGAUUCCUGUGAGUUAACCCUCACUGGUCUUAAGACAAUCUCCACACUCCUCCUUUCAACCACCAGGCUAAAGUGUCUUAGCCUGGCCAAAAAUAAGGUGGGAGUACAGAGUAUGACGACCCUUGGGAUUGCCUUGAGUAGCUCAACGUGUCCACUGCAGAAGCUGAUCCUGGACAGCUGUGACCUCACACCUCUCAGCUACUACAUCCUGGCCUCCGCCCUUUUUAGCAACCAGAACUUGACUCACCUGUGCCUGUCAAACAACAGCCUGGGGACUGACGAAGUACAACAGCUGUGUCGGUGCAUGAGGCGUCCAGAAUGUGCUCUCCAGCGGCUGAUACUCAAUCACUGCAACAUUGCAUCUGACGCCUGCAGCUUCCUGGCACUGAUGCUUACAAACAACAGAAAGCUGACACACCUGAGCCUGACCAUGAACCCCAUAGGAAACAGUGCAAUGAAGCUGCUGUGUGAAGCUUUAAAGGAGCCCACUUGUUCCCUUCAAGAACUGGAAUUAGUGGACUGCCAGCUCACGGAGAACUGCUGCGAGGACCUGGCCUGUCUGAUCACAACAACCAAGCACUUAAAAAGCUUGGAUCUUGGAAACAAUGCUCUGGGUGACCAAGGAGUCAUAACCCUAUGCAAGGGACUGAAGCAAAGUAGCAGCUCCCUGAGGAGACUUGGGUUGGGAGGAUGUGAUCUGACUUCCAACUGCUGUGAGGCAUUGUCAUCAGCCCUCUCUUGCAACACGCACCUGAACAGCCUAAACCUGGUGAAGAAUGACUUUAGUACAUCGGGGAUGUUGAAGCUGUGCUCUGCAUUCCAUCAUCCUGACUCUAACCUGUGGAUUAUUGGCCUGUGGAAGCAGCAGUACUAUGUCCAGGUGAGAAAACAGCUGGAGGAGCUGCAGUUUAUGAAGCCCCAUGUGGUGAUUGAUGGUGACUGGUAUGCUAUUGAUGAAGAUGACCGUAACUGGUGGAAAAACUGAAGGCAUGAAUCCCCUCUUCUUC